This is a messenger RNA of Strongylocentrotus purpuratus (purple sea urchin), 2545 nucleotides long. RefSeq lists its product as uncharacterized. Bases 233 to 2308 code for a protein of 691 amino acids. Lineage: Eukaryota; Metazoa; Echinodermata; Echinoidea; Camarodonta; Strongylocentrotidae. The transcript has 2 exons. The record is from RefSeq and is a predicted model, not a curated record.
CGAUUGAAACAUGACACGUUGCACAUUGUUUGUUUCGAUACGUCUAUAGGGCUAUAGGUCUAAUUGACAUUUAUAAUUAGACUUUGUACCUUAACGAUAGGACUUAGUUUAUACAUGUAUCAGCAAUAUUAACAGCACUAGAUCUAGCCGGAGCCAGUAGUUAUCGGCGUUGAUCUCCGAAUUAGCUUAAUGAUAAAGAACUGGAGUUUAUCUUUAAGGAAAGGAUGAAGACAUGGCACAAGAAGAAAAAAAUAGAGACCUCGACCUUCCGGUAGAAAAGUUAGAUAGGGCCAGGGAGGAUUGUGAGGGUAAGGAGGAUUCAUCUGAUGAGAGCUAUUAUGAAUCAGUUCCUGAGAUUGCUGAAGGAGAGGACAUUGGAUUACCGAUCUAUGAUUGCCCACCUUCCCAAGACACAAACCAUAUGUUUCAGUGGCAUUAUCCACGAGAGUUCAUACCAGAUGGUUGUGUUGAUUAUGAUGAUCAUAACGCCGGGAGCGGAAAGUGGAUGUUGUUCUACCCAGUGUCGGAGAUUGAUGAAAAAUGGGAAAUGGCAAAUGAUUUGUUUGAUACCGGUGAGCUGAGGGGUGUGAGGGGAAUGAAAGUCUCAACAGCUAAGGUCAAUCCAAGAAGUUCUGAUAAUACCAAGGCAGUGCUUAUCAUGUAUUGUGGACCGUGGACUGAUGAACUGCUCAUGAGAAAAAUUGGGAGAAAUCUGGCUCUAAAAACAAAAUAUGAGAGUAAGACUGGGUGUAUGUUGUACAAAACAGACGACCAAACCAGAGGGGGGACAAGGGCAACAGGUCAAGCUGUAAACCAUGUUUACCAAAUGCAGUUGCCGAGGCCUAUCGAAGGAACUGCUAGCUCAGCAAUGCCGGAACUUCUUCCGUCCAAAGACUCAAGUGACUUUUGGCAGUGGCACUUUCCCGCGUGUUCACCGUCUGGUUGCGCUGAAGAAUAUGACUACUCAAAGAGUGGGCGAUGGAUGAUGUUCUAUUCAUUGGCAGAGAUCGAUGAGAAAUGGCAGAUGAUGAAAGGCUUGUUUGAUUCCAAUGAACUGGAUGGAGUUCGAGGAUUAAAAGUCUCUACAGCCUCCUCCCUGCCGGUUAGCCGAAGGGGAAACAGGUCUUCAGUUAUUAUGGUAUACUGUGGGCCAUGGGAUGACGAGGAUCUUGUGUUGAGAGUAGGGGCGAAUCUAGUUCAGAAGACCUCGUAUACAAACGAAUCUGGCACUCUUCGCUACAAGACAGAUAUAGUUGGAAAUGGAAUGACAAGUUCGGGACAGUUUAUUCCUAGAUACAAACAGGUGUUACCGGUUUCCAGGCCAAGUAUGGGGGCCAACUACAGCCAAUCAGGCGUAGCAGAACUUCCACCAUCUAAAGACAUGAGAAGCUAUUGGCAGUGGCAUCCGAAAUCCCAAGAUGGCAGGUUUACAAACUAUGACUCAUCAUUGAGGGGGAAAUGGAUGCUGUUUUAUCCUCCGUCAGAUAUCGAUGGCAUGUGGCAGCUGAUGAAGGAUCUGUUCGACGCUGGGGAACUGCAAGGAGUCAGUGAUGCAAUGGUCUCUACAGCAAAGAGCAUUGCUGGACAUCCUGACAAAAACAGCGGAGUGAUCAUGGUGUAUUGUGGACCAUGCGAUGACGCAGAGCUCAUGUUGAAAAUCGGGGAAAACAUUGCGUUGAAAACAAAAUAUAAAGACAAAUCUGGUAUCAUGCGUUACAGGGUAGAUGCUCCCAGAGAAGGGAGAAGAGCAACAGGUAAGAGUAGCUCAAGCUACUUGGUACAAGUACCAAAGCCUCAGGCAAUGUUGGCAAGCGCCUGGGACACAGCAGAAUGCCCGCCUUCCAGAGACACGGCAGAAAGAUCGCCUUCCAGAGAUACAUCAGAAUGCACGCCUUCAAGAGAAAAUAGCAAGUUUUGGCAGUGGCAUCGUAAACCACUCGAUGGAAUUGAAUAUGACCCCUCAACGAGCGGGAAGUGGAUGCUCUUGUAUCCAGCGUCAGAAAUUGAUGAUCGGUGGCAUCUGGUGAAGAGUCUGUUCGACGCUGGUGAACUGCACGGAGUUCGAGAAUUACAGGUGUAUACAGCAAAGGACAAUGCUGGACAUCAUGACAGCGGAGUCAUCAACGUCUACUGUGGACCGUACGACGACGAAGAGCUCAUGAUGAGAAUAGGAAAGAAUCUUGCGAAGAAGAUGCAGUAUAAAAACAGAAAUGAUUUCAUGUUGUACAAGACAGAGGGACAACAGGGUAGAGCGAUGGGCCAGGGACGGAACCAUCUUUACGAAAUAAGUUUGCCAUGGAGGUACUAAUAACAUGAAAUACAUUUGAAAAUAGUUCAAAUGCCGAUCAAAACUCCGUUCAAACCCUCAAAGUGUUAAAGUAUUGAAGGAAAGUGGUGGUGGUGUUUCAUUUUUUACUCUUUGAUCAUUGCCUCUUAAGUAUAUGAAUGUUUAUUAGAGUUGUCCUUUAAGGCCAUUUACAAAAAUAUAUAUGUUUAGCGUCCCGCCCGCUUCCUUUUUGGGGCCCGCCUCCCUUUUGUUUUCUUU